Passer montanus (Eurasian tree sparrow) is the source of this 1795-nucleotide messenger RNA. Its product is annotated as histone PARylation factor 1. The coding region runs from base 134 to 1126 and encodes 330 amino acids. The record is from RefSeq and is a predicted model, not a curated record. NCBI's taxonomy places the organism in Eukaryota, Metazoa, Chordata, Aves, Passeriformes, Passeridae. Gene Ontology annotation, biological process: DNA damage response; regulation of protein ADP-ribosylation. The transcript is spliced from 8 exons. Gene Ontology annotation, cellular component: nucleus. Gene Ontology annotation, molecular function: histone binding; poly-ADP-D-ribose binding.
GUGCUGAUACCUUGGAAUGAGCACACUAUAAAAGAGAACAAGGCUCCUAGUAAGAAAGCAUAUAGUUUUUUUUCAAACAGUGACAGCUUUCUGACCUACUUUGGCUUUGUUUGCUUUGUUUUUGUGACCUGCAAUGAGUGAAAAAAAUGGAGCUGUCAAGAAGAGAAGAUCAAACCAGGCAGAUGUUCCUGAUAGUCUUUGCCAAGAAGCAGAAACAUGCUAUCGGCUUAGACUGCCUGAGGACUUCUACCAGUUUUGGAAGUUUUGUGAGGAACUAGAUCCUGAGAAACCAAGUGAUGCACUUGUGUCAAGUGUUGGACUUAAGCUGGUUGGACCAUAUGAUAUUCUUGCUGGAAAACACAAAAAAGCAAAAGCAACAGAUGUGAACUUCAAUCUUCAUUGGAGAUUCUUCUAUGAUCCUCCAGAAUUUCAGACUAUACUUGUUGGGGAUAGCAGAACACAGUAUCACAUGGGAUAUUUCAGGGAUGUGCCAGAUGAGCUCCCAGUGUGGGUUGGUGCAAAUGAAGCAAAGAAGGGUUGUGUGAUUUCACAAGUUGGUGAUAAUGUCUUUGCUGCAGUCAAAUUAUUUUUGUCAAAAAAACUUAAGGAAGUGGCUGAUAAAAAGAAAAAUGCUGUUUUGAAAGACAUAGAUGAAAAGCUAACAAGAACAGCAAAAGAACUGGGUUAUUCUCUGGAACAAAAAACCCUGAAGAUGAAACAGAGAGAUAAGAAAGUGGUGACCAAAGCAUUUCAUGGAGCAGGCCUAGUUGUUCCUGUAGACAAAAAUGAUGUUGGAUACAGAGAACUUCCUGAAACAAAUGCUAAUCUUAAAAAAAUUUGCAAGGCCAUUGUUGAUGCACCGACUGAUGAGGAGAGAGUGAAGGCCUUUGCACCCAUUCAAGAAAUGCUGACCUUUGUUCAGUUUGCUAAUGAUGAAUGUGAUUAUGGAAUGGGGUACGAGCUGGGCAUGGACCUGUUUUGCUAUGGAUCACAUUACUUCCACAAGACGGUGGGCCAGCUGCUGCCCCUGGCUUACACGCUGCUGAAGAGGAACCUCUUUGCCGAAAUCAUCGAGCAGCACCUGGGCAACCGGCGGGAGGAGGGCCUGGAUCGCCUGGCGCCCUGAGCCGGGCACGGGGGCUGCGGCUGGGGCGGCCCUGCGCGCCCGGGACCGGGCUUGUCUGUGUGUCUGUGUGUCUUUUUGUACUUGGUGGCGGUGUCCCCUCGGUCAGUAAAGGUUUUCUAAGGAACGCGCUGCUUCCCGCUGCUGGCUGCGCACGGCGUGCCCGGGCGGGGAGCGGGGCUGUGGGGCCGCUGGGGCUCCAGGGCAGCACGGCGGGGGCAGGCCGCUGCCCGGGGCCGCUGGGGCUCGCUCAGCACCCGCCCUGUGCCAUACGCAAACAGAUCCCCACGUCCUUGCUGCAAGUGAUGGUUCUGCCCUUCUCCAUUUCUCCAGUUGUGUCCUACCCCUCAGGUAAAGCAUUCCUUACUGCAGCAUUCCCUUCUGUGGCAAAGCACUAUCCCUGCUCCUGCGCUGCUGGAGCUGGUUCAGGUGGGAGGAAACUGAUGGGAUGAAGGAAAUGCUAACUGACAUUACAAGAGAAAUUGGGAAUUCCACUGCAGUUGCUACCUUGCUAAUAAGAAGCCAUCUCCAGUUUUAAAUAUUUAAAAAUUAAACCCAAGUGAUUUUGUACAAGGUGCAAAUUAAUUGCGUUCAAGGUCCUUAGUCCCCACUUCUUGUUACUACACUUGCAGGUGUAUUCUCUGACAAUUAAUUAAAGUAACAGUUUACAAA